Molecule: messenger RNA, 5156 nt
Organism: Gambusia affinis (western mosquitofish)
Lineage: Eukaryota; Metazoa; Chordata; Actinopteri; Cyprinodontiformes; Poeciliidae
Gene: nkrf
Product: NFKB repressing factor
Exons: 3
Coding region: 407-2716 (769 amino acids)
Cellular component (GO): nucleoplasm; nucleolus
Molecular function (GO): nucleic acid binding
Source: RefSeq, a predicted model, not a curated record
CGGAAAGCCUGACGGGCCAAUGUUCAGACAGGCGCCAUGAUUUUCCUGAGGAUGCGGCUAGAAAAUGGUCGCUUCCUGCUUGAAUAAACGCGUAGCCGACAGGUGAAAGGUUCCCCGCUGUUUAAAGCUCGCAGUUGAAAACACGUGUUCACUGGUUCCAGUAGAGAUCAAAAUGGAUUUGUUGACGUUAGAUUUGUUGUCGCUUUCGAAGCGGAGCAGAGUGAGCUAGGUAGCUAUUGCUAUCAGCGAAGCUAGCUCGGUGAGGCUAGCACAGGAUUCUAACCGGUUUUCACCACAAAUAUUAAACAUUUGAUUCUGCUUGGUUAAAUGACAGAGGUGUUACAGGACCAAAGCUCACACCUUGAGUAACAGGUAUGACCCGGUUCUGAUUCGGACAGUCCUGGUGAUGGCAGAGGGGACUCACACUGGCGAAAUGCCCUCCUUUGACCCAAGUCCUGGUGGUUCUGAAGCUAAAAAGAGACCCAUUUCAUCAGAUGGCAGAGACGAACCCAUGAGGAAAAUGCCUUUGACAAAGUUUGGACCCCAACCUCGGUUUGAGCCUGUGCACUUCGUUAGCAGUGGGAGCAGCGGAGGAACCGGCACCGAUGAGAAGGAGAACGAUGAGGAGCGCAGGAAGAGUGAGUCGCACGGCGGCAGACCGUGGGAGUCCCACCACUCUGCCGCCAGCGGCUGGGCGCAGGGCUUCUCCUCCCUCAGGCCCACUUUCGACCGAGUGCCGUCGCACUCGGGUGACUUUUGGGGUUCCCACAUGGACCGAGACGGUUCCUCAGGUAGCACUAGUGGACUGGGUUAUGGAGGCCGCAUGCCGUCUUCGAACUACAUGGCGAGAACGCAGCAGGACUACACUGCCAAGUACGUAGCGCACGCCUCCUCUCACAGCUUAAACUCGUACUCGAAGCCGCAGAGGUUUAAUGGCUAUGGCGGCGGCGGUGGCGGCGGCAGCAGAACCAGCAGCUGGGAUUCGGGUCGUCAGGGUUUGGGUUACGGCCAUCAGGACCGGCCUUUCAGCAGAGUCUACAGCGGCCCAAGCGCUGCCAGUCCCAAAGCAGCAGAGUCCGCGAAGCCUCUUCUGAUAUCUCACUCCGCGCUAGAGGAGAAGCAGAGGCUGAUCACCAGUGUUGCCAACGCGUUAUCUGUUGCCUUCAGGAACCCUGUGUUGAUGACAGGAAGCGACUCACCGAACUACAACUUCAUGUUGAGCCGCAGCAUCCAGGCCUGCAAGACCAACCCAGAGUACAUUUACGUCAACCUGAAGGAUAUCCCACAAGCGGACCUGCCAAAGAACAGGAAAGUGCCGACGGACGGCUACGCCUGUGAACUGAGAUGUCAGGGCGUGUAUCUGGCAACCGGAUAUUCGGGCAGCAAAAACGGCGCAAGAGACCGCGCAUCCGAGCAAGCUGUGAAGCUCUUCCUGAAGCCGGUGGAGGUCCGCGUUGUGCAGCGUCGAUACCGACACCUGGUGGUCAGUGACAUAGUCGUGUGCCAGACACACAGCCCAACGCCUGCGUUCCUGCCGGCGCUCCGAAACCCAGAGGACAAGCCGAUGCCGGGCUCCAAGGGCCAACAUGAGCCCGACCGAAACAAGCACUGGACCGAGUUUGUGGUGAUGGACAACGCGUACGACGCCAUCUGCAUUCUGAACAACUCCAACGCCUUCAACCGCAUGAAGAUUGACUACAAGUUCCUCCAGCUGCCCAGCAACCUGUGGCAGUGCAGCAUCUUCCUGCAGGACGAGCUGAUAGCGCAGGCGACAGGGACGAAGAAGAGCUCCAAACAUGCCGCCGCCGAGGAGGCUGUGAGGAAGCUUCGCCUCAACCAAGCACAACGGCAGCCCUGGCAGAAACAGUCCUUCAGAAGUAAUCCGCAGGAUUCUGGCAACUGCUUCCCACCACAGUCGGACUGCGAUUCUUUUGGAGUGAAAAAGAAGCAACUGAGCGAGCUUGUGAUCUUGGAGAAUAACGAUAACGCCAUCUGCAUCAUCAAUGACACGGCUCAGUUUAACAAAGUGAGCGCGGAUUACAGAUUCUCGGUUUUGCCCGAUCAUCACUGGAAGUGCGAAGUUUACCUGGAAGGGCAGUACGUCGCAGCGGGAGUCGGGCCGAAGAAGUUAGUGAAGCACAUUGCGGCGAAUGAGGCGUUGUCCACCUUACGACAGACUCAGGCGGUCGUCAAGUCCAACUUGAGGAAGGAGGGACACAACGGCGCCAUUUCCCGCUCUCAGAUUCUCGCUCGCUCUGGCGAGGAUGCGCUGAAGCAGGAGAUCAAGGAGGAUAACAUCGGAAACCAGCUGCUGCGUAAGAUGGGCUGGAAAGGCGGCGGCCUCGGCCGGGACGGCGACGGCAUCGCCGAGCCAAUCAGAGUCAAGGAGCAGUUCUCCAGGGAGGGUCUGGGCAUGGAAAUGGUUAAAGCGGGAAACCUGCUCAGCAAGCGGGACAUUGAGGACGUCAUCCGCAACUACGCCAGCUCGGACAGAACGGACGACCUCCGCUUCUCCAACGAACUCACCGAUGACGAGCGCAAGCAGAUUCACCAGAUUUCCCAAAAAUACGGCCUACGCAGCAAGUCCUACGGACAGGGAUGGGACCGGUUUCUGGUCGUCAGUCGGAAAGUACACAAAGACCAGCUGAUUGGUCAGCUCUUACAGGAAGGACAGGUUGGCCGAUACGAACUCGUCAAGCCUCAGGCGUCUCAUUAAACUGCAUGAAAAUAAAUUGGAAAUUUCCUCCGAAUUGGACUUCAAAACAUAUCACAGCUAGGCCCGGUUCGGACAUGGCAGCAGCAUGCGUCCUGGCUUUAAAUUUCACCAUUUAUACCUGAAAAAAAACCUGACACUAGGGAUCAUUUAGCUGCUUCACAUGUAGCACUACACACAGUUUGCAUCAGAUGUUACAAUAGCCAUUAAUUUUGCUGUUAUAUUGAUAAUGUUUCAGGGUAAAAUAACUCAAAAAAAGAACUUUUGAAGACAAUACUUGGGUGAACGAAGUUUGAAUUUAUUGUGGAUUAAGAAUUAUACAUUUUGGCUCAAAUUUAUACAAACAACUCUUUAGCUUCUGGUUAGUUUACAAAAACACUCCAAAUUUUAAUUGAAGUGUUUGCUUAAUUUUACUGGGAUAAUUGAUCGCUCUUGGUAGAAUUAGUAUAGUUCAUUAAAAUCAGAUGACUUCCUGCUACUGACCUGAUUUUUUUUUUAAGCAUAAACCACAUAUUUUCAAAAUCUCUUUAUCUCAAUCCCAACAUUGACACUUAAAAAUUUUCCACCUCUGAUGAAAUGUUAUUGGUUAGGAGAUUCAGAAACCGUGAAAACCACCAAAUAUGGAAGAAACACUUUAAAAUUUAAAAUAAGUUUUUUGCUCAGUAAAGACAAAUGUUUGAGCUACACUGCAAAAACACAAAAUCUUACCAAGCAUUUUUGGUCUAGUUUCUAGUUUGUGUGAAAUAAGAUAAAACUAACGUACAAGUAACUUUUCAGCAAGAUAUGAGUUUGUUUUAAGUAAAUAAUUCCUUAAUUUUGAUUUAAAAGAACAACUAUUUCAACUGGCAAGUUGUUUCCCUUAUAACAAAACAAUUUUCCCAUAAGUGAAAUAAUCUACCAGAGGACCUAGAAACCUUUUCAUCAACAACAAGGACUUGUUUACUCAAAUCAAACUUGUAUAUCCUGCUGAAAAGUGGCUUGUAAUUUAGUUUUGUCUUAUUUCUAUUGUACUAAGAUAUUAGAAACUAGACUAAAAAUGCUUGGUAAAAUUUUGUGUUUUUGCAGUGUAGAUUUGAAGUUGACGCUUUGAGACACCAGAACGCCGCCAGCUGGUGGUGGCAACAUCAUGCUAAGGGAAAGUAGGGCUCUAGAAAGAUGUCAGCCCUAUUGAGAACUCAUGGCCUAUGCCUAAAAGGUCAAUUUCAAGGUCAUUCUAGGUCAGUGCCAGGAAAUAGUCAUAAUAAAGAAGGAUCAUGCAGAAAGUUUGAAUGUGAUUUCUCUGCAACUUACUCAGGGAAAAUUAACCAAAUAUUUAAACAUGUAUGUAUAUAUUUGAGCCUGAAUAUGUAAUUAAAUUAAAACUAGGGAUGGGCGAUAAAUCAGUUGUAAUUUUCACCAUUGGGUUUCCAUGGUUCAGAGUGAUGUCAGCACGCCCAGGGCGGCCAUCUUGUUUGACUAGUUUGUUUUAUUUACUUUGAAUUCAGAUCAACUUACAGAAGGAAUGAGUAAGUAAUAAGUUUAAGAUAUUCUCUUUCAUUUGUAUUUUACAUUUUUUGAAAGGAAAAAAAAAUCUAAUUUUGAUUUUAAAAAAUUUGAUAUUUUAUUUUUUAACCCACAUCCCUCAGCACUAAUUCAAACUUCUUCACCUGAUUCUUGUUCUUAAAAUCAUUAAAUAUUUUCUUUCCAUCCUUUUGGCAAAAAAAAAAAAAGAUUAUAAUAAAUAAAUAAAAGCUCAAGAUGAAUGUUUAUGAAAGUGUGAGUGCCGUCCUGACAAGAGAAACCAGAUGUGAUUGGACCAGCCAGGACCAACGCUGAUGCCCAGUCUGAAUCGGGUCCAACCGCAAAAACACAAAAUAUCACCAAAUGUUUCUGUCUAGUUUCUAGAUAAUUCAACAUAUUUGAAAUAAGAUAAAACCAAGAUUUAAUUUUUGGAAAAUCUGGGAAUUUUAAUUUAUUUUUUACCAAUUUACUCCUUAUGUUUCCAUAGUUCAAAGUGAUGCCAGCGGCGGCCAUUUUGUUUGACAAACUUUGUUUUACGACUGAAUAUUAGGGCCAGUCUAUGAUUUAUUUUAAUUACGGGGAUAAAGUCAUAAUAUUUGGAGAGUGAAAUCAUAAUUUUAUGAGAACAAAAACAAAAACAAUUUGGUCAUGGUUUUACAGAUAAGUACUUAAUCUUUUGACAUAUCAGCAUCAAAUUACCAUCAGCAGCAGGACUUUGAAACUAAAACGAAUCACAGCUGGUCAUGACAGAUCUUCAACAUUUUUUUUUUCUAAUUAAAACAACUUUUUUUUCCUCCUAAUUUUAAGACGUUUUAUGGUAAAAUUGUGUCUAUUCUGUUAAUAUUAUAACUAUAUUCUCACAGUUAAACAUUCUUGUAAGCCAGGCCCUAAUACUCUGUUGUACAACUCACAGAAGAGACAAUAAAAACCACUUUUGAAAAUA